GUUUUAACUCAAUAAUUCUUGAGUAUAGAUUUUUUUAAAAAGAAGAAGAAUUAGUUUCACUGGCAUAUUCAUUUCCCACUUAUAACAAGACAUUUUUCAUGUUUUAAGCGAAAAAUCUGUCAGCGGAGCCACUACGUUUUUAUAUAUUCAAGAAAGACAAAAAAAAACAAAACAUUUCUCUUGCUGAAAAGCUACAUUGACGUUAUUAUUAUUUUUUCUCAUAUGCCAAGUGUAUUUGAUUUAGAGACUAGACUAAAAUAGUGGAGGAGCUACAUUGUUUAUGUUUUGACAUUUUGUAAAUGUAAGAACGAAUCAAAUAACUUACAUUUAAAUUCAAAUGAAACAUUUUUAUUGUAUCAUUUUUGAAUUUGUAAACGCGUUGUUGCGACAGACAGGCGACCUGUCCAGGGUGACCCCCGCCUCUCGCCCUAACCGUUCGCUGGAGACGGACACCAGCAGGCCUCGAAGGGGGCACAGAAAAUGGAUGGAUGGAUAAAACGCCUUGUAUUCAUUUUUGGUUGCUAAGGCUCCCUGGAGGGCGUUCCUGGCCAGUCAAACCCCGCCCCACACUUCCAGCUCUCCGGGGCUGCCGCUUCGGGUCAACCGCUGGGCUUUUCUGCCGGUUUCCUCCCGAACCGGACCUCCUCCUCGGCCCAACAUGUAGGAGUCGUCUGGACGUGCAGGGAAGCGUGAACGGUCCUCUUCCCCACCGGCUGGUUGAAGGGACGCGAGAGUUCGGGAGAGCAGCAGGUGUCCGUCCUGUUCGGCAGCUGCAGGGUUAAGGUAACAAUCAGAAGUCAUGUCGGCUGACAUUCUGCAGGGGUUCAGCACCUUGACGCCCAGCGUCAAGCAACUCAGCCGACUCCUUCGCCUCUCUGACCUCCUCCCGUCCUCCCUGCCAUCACCUUGCCCCACCGUUGCUGCCUCCCAGGUCCCUGCUCUGUUCCGAGAGCCCUACAUCCUGUCGGGCUACCGCCCCAUCCAGCAAGACUGGCGCUGCUACCUCCUGAGCCUCUUCCAGCGUCACAAUGAAACCCUGAAUGUGUGGACUCACUUGCUCGCAGCUCCAGCACUGCUGCUUCUCUGGUGGGCCAACGUGGGCGCCCUGGGGUACACCUUGGAUGCAGCCUCCCUGCCUCUCGCCCUCUUCAUGGUGUCUUCUCUCACAUAUCUGUGCCUCAGUGUGGCAGCUCACCUCCUGCAGUCUCAUUCCGAGCGUGCUCACUACUACUUCUUCUUUUUGGACUACGUGGGUGUGGCGGUGUACCAGUACGGCUGCUCACUCGGCCAUUACUUCUACUCCUCUGAGCCAGCGUGGAGAGACAGCAUUGGGUUGAUGUUUCUGCCCGGUGCUGCCUUCUUUGGGUGGCUCUCCUGCGCCGGCUGCUGUUUUGCGAAGGCCAGGUACAGGCGGCCAUAUCCGCUGCAGCGUAAAAUCUGCCAGCUGAUCCCCACCAGCCUCGCCUACGCGCUAGAUAUUAGCCCCAUAGCCCACCGUCUGCUCACCGUCCCCUGGUCACAGGAGACCUCCCUCCCCUUUCACGCCCUGCAGAUUGGCUCAUUCAUUUUGGCUGCCUUCUUCUUCUCCUGUCCAAUUCCGGAGCGUUUCUUCCCCGGCCGCUGUGACUUUGUGGGCCAGGGUCAUCAGGUGUUCCACCUGUUCCUGUCCCUGUGCACCGUGUUCCAGCUGGAGGCUUUGUUUCUGGACUACGCCAGGCGACGGGACGCAGUGCUGGAUGUGUUUGGAGAACGGCAGCUGUGGUGGGCUUGUGUGUCCUUCCCCUGUCUCUUCAUGUGUUGCGUCCUCACAGCUCUUAUAGCCAUGAGGCACAUGAGCAAAAUACUUCAACAUGUAGAGAAGAAAAAGUGACCUUUUUUUUUUGCGUGUGCAGUAAGAGGGCUGGGCUCAGUGAUUUGUAAUAGUAUUCAAUCAGAUGCGACUUUUAAUUUAUGUAUUUAACAGCCUGUGUCUCUGAAGAGUGUGAUUACUUUUAAUAUCUAAACAAUAAAGCCAGCUUUAACGGAAUCUGUGCUGGUCCAUUUAUCGGGUCAUCUGAAAAUUCCUGAAGGGUUUAAUUACUAAAAGAAUUGCUUGGCUCAGUGUACCUCAUAAUUAGCUAAGUAUGACUCAGCCAAAUUUUCAACAGUGGACAAUGCUCCCACUGUAAUGGUUCUUGUACCAGAUUGACCUAACCCCAAAAAUAACUUAGAUUCAUAUGCACAUUCACUUGAAACCAGAUGUUUACUUACACUGAAUAAAAAGACACAUCCAC
This is a messenger RNA of Xiphophorus couchianus (Monterrey platyfish), 2273 nucleotides long. It is a transcript of the gene paqr8, whose product is annotated as progestin and adipoQ receptor family member VIII. The record is from RefSeq and is a predicted model, not a curated record. Bases 800 to 1870 code for a protein of 356 amino acids. Lineage: Eukaryota; Metazoa; Chordata; Actinopteri; Cyprinodontiformes; Poeciliidae. The transcript is spliced from 2 exons. Gene Ontology annotation, cellular component: plasma membrane. Gene Ontology annotation, biological process: response to steroid hormone. Gene Ontology annotation, molecular function: steroid binding; nuclear steroid receptor activity.